CAAGAAUCGCGAAGACAACCGUGUGCUUACGAAAGACUUACAACUCGAGAAUCGGUUAAGCGGAUAUCAUGUGGUAGUGUCUGGCAGCCUGUCAAUACCCUGAUAUGGAACAGUAUACUAUACUUGGACGAAUAGGAGAGGGAGCACAUGGUAUUGUGUUCAAAGCCAAGCAUAUAGAGACUGGAGAAGUUGUUGCUAUGAAGAAAGUGCCUCUGAGAAGGCUAGAAGAUGGUAUACCUAACACAGCACUUAGGGAAAUUAAAGCACUACAAGAAAUAGAUGAAAGCCAACAUGUUGUCAAAUUGCGAGAUGUUUUUCCACAUGGUACAGGUUUUGUAUUGGUAUUUGAAUUUAUGCUGUCUGACUUGUCAGAAGUCAUAAGGAAUUCCGCUAAACCACUGACAGAAGCGCAGGUGAAAAGUUACAUGCAGAUGUUGUUGAAAGGUGUGACAUACUGUCAUAAGAACUCUAUUAUGCAUAGGGAUUUGAAGCCAGCCAAUUUACUAAUCAGUGAAACUGGACAUUUAAAAAUUGCUGAUUUUGGUUUAGCCAGGGUGUUUAAUAACAAUGAAGGACGUCAAUACAGUCAUCAAGUAGCAACAAGAUGGUAUCGAGCACCAGAAUUAUUAUACGGAGCAAGAAAAUAUGAUGAAGGUGUUGAUCUUUGGGCUGUGGGCUGUAUAUUUGGUGAUUUGUUAAACAACUCCCCUUUAUUUCCUGGUGAGAGUGAUAUAGAACAGCUUUGUUGUGUUUUAAGAGUUUUAGGAACUCCCACAGAAAAAACCUGGCCAGGGAUGAAGGAUUUACCAGAUUACAAAAAAAUUUCAUUUCCAGAAAAUCCCCCUAUUCCUCUUGAACAGAUUGUACCAGAUGCAUCUCCAGAGGCUUUGGAUUUACUCAAGAAAUUUUUAGUUUAUCCAUCCAAGAAAAGAAUAUCAGCUGCAGAGGCAUUGUUACAUCCGUAUUUUUUCACUGAACCAUUACCAGCUCAUCACUCAGAGUUACCGAGACCAACUCGAGGUGCAAGAAAAAGACAGCAUGCCCAACAUGCCCAUGAGUAUGAUAUAGAUACUGCAUUAGAGAAUUCAUUGGUAGACCCUGACUUGAUUGCACAGUUCGUCUAGUCGACAAGUCUCACAUCCAUACGAGUUGGACAGAAUUCAACUUUGAUGGCAGUAUUGUGGUACAAACACCUGUAUGAAAGAUCUGAAUAUCAAAAAAUGUUAUGGAGGUCUGCAAAUAUCUUCAGCAUCAUGAAUUUGUAGCCCCAGACGAUCAUGAAAGAUCCACAAAACCAUCAACUUCCAAAAUCACCAGUGGCAUUUCCUCAUUUGACCUAUAGAUGGCGCUGUUUGAACAAUUACUUUUUAAACUAUUAAAAUUACUACGAGUACAGUUUGUAAUUAUGUAUAAAAGCUUUUGAUCAGUGAGCAACUUUUUUCAAUGUUUAUUAUUUAUUUUAUUAAACAUGAUUG
Molecule: messenger RNA, 1475 nt
Organism: Saccoglossus kowalevskii
Lineage: Eukaryota; Metazoa; Hemichordata; Enteropneusta; Harrimaniidae
Product: cyclin-dependent kinase 20-like
Biological process (GO): protein phosphorylation
Cellular component (GO): nucleus
Molecular function (GO): protein serine/threonine kinase activity; ATP binding
Source: RefSeq, a predicted model, not a curated record